CUUGCUCCAGACGACGGACUGGAAAGCCAAGUUGUAUUCUCAAUGUUUUUUGCCUCCAUGACCGCAAAAUCCGCAGUUUAUCGACUAUGACCAUUUUGUCGGUAGAGGACUGGAGCAGCAGGUGGUGAGGACCCCAUUCAGGUUUAUCAGGAGGAACCGUCAGCCGUCAUGUUUGUCACGCUCCUGCUGCUAGUUUACGGCUGCGCCUGCGCAGACGCAGCUCAGGAUGCGUCUGCGCAGCUGCGGUUGGUGAACGCACCGUUCAGCAGGGACAUCGUGGCCAAGGAAGGAGCCGACGUAGUGAUCGAGUGCAACGUCACUGAGAGCUUCAACGAGGUCCGCUGGUUCAAUUCCAAAGGAGCUGUGGCUAGUGAAGAUGGAAGAUGGCGGAUCAGCGACUCCGGCGCUCUGAACAUCAGUGGGGUCUCCUUCAAUGACCGGGGCCGCUACACCUGUCUGGCCUCGUCAUCGGCCCUCAACUCGACCAGCAGCUACUCGGUGACGCUGCGUGUCGCUCACACCGACAGCGGCCUCGGCCUCUACUUCGUGGUGGUUUGCCUGGUGGCGUUUGUCGUCACCAUGAUCCUGAACGUGUCGCGCCUCUGCAUGGUCAGCAGCCACCUGAAGAAGACCGAGCGCGCCAUCAACGACUUCUUCCGUACCGAGGGCGCAGAGAAACUGCAGAAGGCGUUUGAGGUGGCGAAGCGGAUCCCCAUUGUCACGCAGGAGAAGACGCAGGAGCUCGCCAAAGUCACGCAGUUCAAGACCAUGGAGUUCGCUCGCCACAUGGAGGAACUCGCACGUAGCAUCCCGCUCCCGCCGCUCAUCCUCCACUGUCGCACGCACGGCGAGGAGGCUGCGGGCGAAGAGAGGCGGAGUCAGGCGGAGAAGGAGGAGGCCUCAGUGUGCCAGGCUCUGCUGUCGGCGGACGGAGGAGUCGCGGCGUCGGUUCACGCCGAGUCUGAGGAUAGUUGAGUCAAAACACUCGGUCUAUUUCUGACCCCUUCAUCGUGAAACAUUUCAGGACUCUGAAGUGCGAUGAGAUUGGGCGCAUUGAUCUGGGUUCCGGUUUGUUGCAUCGGUGGGACGAUUCUGAAAUAGUUGUGAGAUUAGAAAUUCAGAAAGUUCAAUAAAGGAAUAAACCUCCUGAU
Messenger RNA from Synchiropus splendidus (mandarinfish), 1151 nucleotides. Its product is annotated as microfibril-associated glycoprotein 3-like. The transcript is spliced from 3 exons. The coding region runs from base 169 to 975 and encodes 268 amino acids. The record is from RefSeq and is a predicted model, not a curated record. NCBI's taxonomy places the organism in Eukaryota, Metazoa, Chordata, Actinopteri, Syngnathiformes, Callionymidae.